Epinephelus fuscoguttatus (brown-marbled grouper) is the source of this 1238-nucleotide messenger RNA. RefSeq names its product zinc finger BED domain-containing protein 4-like. The transcript is spliced from 4 exons. Bases 282 to 1139 code for a protein of 285 amino acids. NCBI's taxonomy places the organism in Eukaryota, Metazoa, Chordata, Actinopteri, Perciformes, Serranidae. The record is from RefSeq and is a predicted model, not a curated record.
UAAAGCUGAAGGAGUGCGGCGUGUUUGACUGCCUAAACAAAGUGGCUAAAGUUAGCAGCUCGGCUAACGCUAACUCUUGCAACGCUGUGGCCUCCUAAGUGCAGGCUGACUCUGACACUGCUUCGUCAUCAUCAUCGAGUCACGGUAAGAGUAUGAAUCGUUAAGUAUGUAGUCAUUAACUCAGGAGGAUAUAUUAUCAAUUUUAGCACCGCUGAUAUAUAUGUUACGUUAAUCCCGUAGGUGGUAUCAACGAAGCAGCAGCCAUCACCGCUGGUUUGCUGAUGCAGACAACCCCAUUCACAAUCGCCAAGCGACGUCAAAUGAAGAUGUCUGCAGAAAAAACUGAGGAAUGCCACAGGGCCGUUACCAAGUUUAUUGUGAAGGAUCUACAGCCCUUCGCUACAGUCCAAUCCAAGUGGUUUAGGGAGAUGACCAGAACCCUCAACCCAGGUUACACCCCCCCUUCCAGGCAAGUGUUAUCAGGCGCCCUCCUACCAGCUUGGUAUGGAGUUGAGAAGAAAAAUCUAAUAGCUGAGCUUGUUAAUGUGACAAAAGUGGCCAUAACCAGUGAUGGGUGGACAAGUAUCACACAGGAUCAUUAUGUCACUGUCACACUCCACUAUGUGAAUGAGGGCCAGCUAAUGCACAAAGUACUAUCAACCCAGGCAGUGUAUGAGUCACAGAGUGGUCCAGUUGUAGCUGAAGAGAUAGGAGACGUGCUUGCUUGCUUGCGUGUGUUUGGUGUUAGAGCAAAAGUCGUAGCCAUGACAGUAGAUAAUGCAGCCAACAUGGACGUUGCCGCACGAGAGCUCCAAAUCAGAAAACUUGGCUGCUGUGCGCACACUCUCAACUUCAGUGCACAAAAGGUCUACACUGUCCAAACUGUCGCCAAGUGGUCUGCGAGAAUCCGGGACUGCGUUGUGUGGAUCAAGAGAUCUUCCAUUGUGAAGAACGUGAUUGAGGAGAAGCAGAGACUUCUGGGCAUGCCUGUCUAUACUGCUGUCCUGGAUGUGAGGACCCGCUGGAACUCGCUGUAUCUCAUGGUGGAAAGAUUUAUUGAGAUAUACCCAGCCAUACAAGCUGCCCUCUUGGACCCACGAGCCAAAAAGCUGAUGAAGAGAGACAGGAUGAUUAUCUGAUCGCAUUCCUGGAAGAGGCCACCACCAUGGACCCAUGAUGACAUGUCGAUGACUGAAGCUGACUUCCAGGGAGAUGGAGAAGAGGAUGAUGAAGAGGAG